Sabethes cyaneus is the source of this 4118-nucleotide messenger RNA. Its product is annotated as protein krueppel. Gene Ontology annotation, cellular component: nucleus. Lineage: Eukaryota; Metazoa; Arthropoda; Insecta; Diptera; Culicidae. Bases 748 to 2523 code for a protein of 591 amino acids. The record is from RefSeq and is a predicted model, not a curated record. The transcript is spliced from 6 exons.
UGCCGUGUAGCGAGCUGAACAGCAUAAACGGUGUGGUCGCGGCCCGUCGUUGUAGGCUCUCUUUCGUCGAGUAUGUUUAUCUCUUGUGUUCGAAAAUCCUGCGCAACCCACUGCCGGGUGACCCUUGCUGGUAGCGAUCUGCGCCACGGUCGGGAUCAGUCAGGUGCGAAGCACCCAAACGAGCGGACGCUUUUUUACCUGUGCGCCUUCUUUAUUCUGGUGGUGGUACCGAGUCUCGAGUCUCGAAAGUGUUCAGUUGUUCAGUUCUGAUCAGAAGAAGCAAUCACGGGUUCAUUCUCCGUGUGGCAAAGUUUUUCAGAAUAAACAGAAAGAAAAAAUCGUCCGGUUUGAAAUUCGGAGAAAUUCCGACCGAAUUGUUGACCAACAGGUGUAAGUGGUGCUUUUCGAUUUGGAGAUGAAAUUUGUGAGUCGCGUAAAAAAGGAUUCAGUAAAAGUUCCAAUUUAUAAGCGGGCUUGAAGAGGAAUACGAAUGUACGGCGAACUAAGAGUGUUUUCGUGGGUCUAGGAAGGUGAUACGGAGAAAACGUCCGAUUAGAAAAGGAUUAUCGUGGUAGAGAAUUAGAGUGUGCUGACAGACAGGAAAUUGAAGAAAAAAAAGCAUUCGACUUUUGUGCACCGGAAAGGACACCCGCAGCCGUUUUGCCGAGUUGACUUCCUGCGAUCGCUGACGCAAAGCUGAGGGAUCCUUUUCACCGGCCGGUCCGAGACGUCGCCGCCGAGUUCAAGAUGGCACAUUUGUCGCCACCUCCUUCACCACCCGCCUUGGUGAGCCAAGGAUCGGCAAAUCCCCUGGAGUUGAGUGCGUCUUCAACGAAUCUGAUCCAGCGGGCAUCCGCCUUCAGCUCCGUGCUGGGACAGAAAUGGAGCGCUAGAGAUCUUCCCCUACUGUACAACCCGUUGUUCUAUUCGGGUGCUGCCUUCCUGUGGCCUCAGUUCCUGUUGCCUCAGCAACCAAUCACACCAGUCUCACCGAAUCUAGCCAACUCCCGGGACUACACGCUGACUCCAGAAAAGGAAGAAACUAUUGACGAAGACAUGCCGCUCAACCUAUCGAUGAAGCCAUCCUCAUCGACACCGAAUUCCCGUUCCUCGGCGGCAGCUGCAGCGGCCGCAGCAGCCGCAGCCGCUUCGCUGGCGCACUCGAUCCACAUCUGGUCUCCGGCUAGCAUGUGCGAAAAGGAAACCACCGACGACACCCAAAGCAACAUCGACAUCGAGAACGAUAACGACGGUGGUUCGUCCAGCGGUGGCGAGUUGCAGAUCGACGAAAGCAUGGAACAGCACCGGCAGCAUCAGCAGCAUCACCAUCAGCAUCAUCAGCUGCUGGAGAGCCAUAAGGCUCGGAUCCUGACCGAAUACAACAACCUGCUGCUGAACGGUGGCGCCGUCAGCGGGAAAAAUGAUAGAAACUAUUUUAACUACAGUAAGAUUAGCAAAGGCUAUUUUACUCAUCUGCAGCAGCAGCAGAAGAAUUUGGAAAUCCUUCGACAGAAUCGUACGGAUGUGUUUGUGGUGAAUAAUAAUAACAACAACAACAAUAGCAGUAGCCAGAAAAGCUUCAACAGUGGCAACAAUCUUAACAACAACAGUAAUAAUAACAACAACAGGGACGGUGUGAAGAACAACAAUGUUGUUAGUGCAUUCAGUGACAGUAGUGGGGGUGUCGAGUUCCGAAUUAAAAACGAAAUCACCAGACCGGAUUCGACGGGGCACAGUGAGGGCUAUGUGUUCAAGCGGGAAUCCGGCCACCACGGGAUGGGCGGAAGCGAGGAGAAAAAGCCGGCUCGGUUGUAUCAGUGCAAACAGUGCGGCAAAACGUUCAAACGCUCCAGCACGCUAUCGACUCAUCUGCUGAUCCACAGCGACACCCGGCCGUACCCGUGUCAGUACUGCGGCAAGCGGUUCCAUCAGAAGUCCGACAUGAAGAAGCACACGUACAUCCACACCGGUGAAAAACCGCACAAAUGCGUCGUCUGUCUGAAGGCGUUCAGCCAGAGCUCGAAUCUGAUCACCCACAUGCGCAAGCAUUCCGGCUACAAACCCUUCUCAUGCGGGCUCUGCGAGAAGGCCUUCCAGCGGAAGGUGGAUCUGCGGCGUCAUCGCGAGGGCCAGCAUAGUGACAUUGUUGGUGGGGCGACGACCAUUCUGCCGUCGUCGGAGGAUUUCAAGCCCUCCGAUAGUAGCACUGCCGCCGCUACCACCAUCACCACCACCACUUCCACCUCCAACGCAAGCAGUGCCCUUGCGGCCGCCAUGAACAGUACCGAGAGUGGCAGCAGCCCCGGUCGCGAUUCACCCAGUUCAGCCACGGUUGCGGCUCUUGCGGCAGCAGCAGCAGCAGCCGCCGCCGCUGCCGCUGCUGCUUCCACCACGGUUGGCUCCGGAUUUCACCACCAACCGCACCACCAUCAUCUGCACCAUCAUCCAGAACAACACCACAGUCAGCAGCUCCUGCGUCACCAUGCGGAUAUUAAAAUGGAAGUUAGCAGCAGUUGUUCCUGAUUCCGUCCGAAUUGGAUCUUUCCAGCGAUGCCGAUUUAGUUUUAUUAAUGUUAUUUUUUCUUCAAAACCCGGCCUAAUGAUGAUUUGUUUUUUUUUUCUUUUCGAAAAAUAAAAAAAACUCUGAGGGCACGAAUGCUAAACUAACCGAUGGCGGAGAAGAUGCACUGGCGGACAACAACAGAUGUUGUUGCUCAAUUUUGGUGCUUCUCUUUUUAUGUUUGCCAGCCACACGCGUCAGAUGACGUUUUGGUUAGUUUCGUGUUUCUUUUCCUUGCUGCCUUCAGCCUCCAUCCGAACUAUAAAAAAAGCCACAAUCAAACGAGGUGCAAAACAGUUUCGUUUUUUUUGCCCAAACCUGAGCCCGAACUGCUCACCAGUGAUCGAUAAAUAGAGUCCUGAAAUACCUGUACAGUCUAGUGGUACUUAUCCAGUCGAGUUACAGACGUACUGUUCAUAGUUUUGUAAGCAUUUUAAAACAGUUUUUAUUCUAAUCCUAGAAAAUGUUUCGAUCUAGUUAAGCCAAAGCUAAGACUUUGUUUGGCUGCCCCACACAUAAAAAAGCGAAGCUUCGAAAACCAAAUCCUGUAAACUAGCAUUUAGAAUUUUAUUUUAACUAUACUAGAACUAGCAUGUAAAUACCGAUAACUUAUUAACGAAAUUAGUUUUUUUAUAUUCAUUUACUUAUUUUUAAAUACUGUCUAGUCUUCUGCAUAGAAAAUGAACUCCGAGCUGCGAAACCGUACAAAUCCCGACUGAGGGAUUAGUCGGGUUUUUUUCUUUUCGCAGAUUUGGAAAGGGGAAACGAGAGGCGCUUUUGUUACCGAAACAACUGUGUCAGCAAGGGGGCUACCAGAGUGACAAUCAACUCUAAAGAACCUCUUAACUUAACACACACACAUACACAACUCACACACAUGCACACACACUCAACACACACGCGUUAGUCAUGAAUAGAGUUCGCACUUUUAUUCACAAACAGCUACCGAACCAAAGACUCUAUUUGUAAAGAAACGAGAAAAUCGAAGGCACUUUUGUAAUUGUAUACUUGAACUGUUGCUGUUCCUGCUUUUCGUCUCCUGCUGUACUUAUACAAUUAUUAUUUCCCAAUUAUUAGGUCCUUAGGUACUCACUCCGUCCGAUUUAGUCGUACUUUUCUUUUAUGUUUUUUUUUUGCAUUAAAAAAACACAUCUUUACGUAGUUUCAUUUGUUCAAAAUUUGUUAUUUAGUGUUUAGUGCGUGGAAAGUAAAAUCAGCUGAAAUGAAGAUCAUCCAAAAAAUUGAGUAGACGCUAAGGAACCAAGUUUUUUUUAACGAUUAUUUUAUGUUUUUAGUCGGUAGUCUCAACCAUUAGCUCAAUAGUAACUUAUGUUAGUCAAAUAUUCUGUGUACAUAACCUGGUGGAAAACCCGGUGAACGUGAGUCACAAUCCGUUUCAUUUUGCUAGCGAUUAGUGUACUACUGCUAUUACCCUUUAUAUCCGUACGUGUUAGGUUUUACGUUGCAAACUGGAUAGGAUUAAGUAGCUGAACGUUGUAUAUUUUUGAUACAAUGUAGACUCUGUAAAAAAUCUUCGAAUCUAUAAUUAGGAAUAAAU